AUGGUGGCUAGAAGGAAAGGACUAUCGUUGGAGGAAAAACGCGCAAAAAUGUUAGAGCUGUUCUAUGAAACGCAGGAGUUCUAUCAGAUGAAAGAACUAGAGAAGAUAAUUGGCAUAGUACCGAAGAAGAAAGGUGUCAUAUCACAAUCUGUGAAGGAGGUAACUCAGUCUUUAGUGGACGAUGGUUUAGUAGAAUGCGAGAAGAUUGGCACAUUUGUUUGUUAUUGGGCCUUUCCUUCAAAAGUUUUACAAGUGAAGAAGCGGCUAGUAGAAAAUUUGGAGGCUUCGAUUCGUGAUCUUGAUGCGAAGGUCAAGAAGGCCAAGUGGGAAGUACAGAACCAACGAAAAGAAAAAGUGGACUGUAAAACUCACACCGGACUUAUAACCAUCAUCACGAAACUAGAGGAAAAAGAGAAAGACCUACGUAAGCUUCUCGAUAAAUACGCUUUGUGUAAUCUCGAGGUUAUUAACCAAGUAAGAUCACGGAUUCGGAAAGCAAGCGAGGAUGCAAAUCGAUGGACAGAUAAUAUAUUUACUAUAAAAAAAUGGUGCAAGUCGAAGUUUGCGAUGGAUGAACAACACCUUGAUAAGCAGUUCGAGAUUCCAGAAGUUCUCAAUUAUUUUGAAUGA
This is a messenger RNA of Strongylus vulgaris, 630 nucleotides long. NCBI's taxonomy places the organism in Eukaryota, Metazoa, Nematoda, Chromadorea, Rhabditida, Strongylidae. The record is from the annotation of a GenBank genome assembly.